AUGGCAACUACCGAUAGAUUCGGAUCUCAAAAGGUCCGCCGACUUUCCAGUCUUGAUGCCGAUCGGGCCGACCUCUACGGUGGCCCCAACGUCGUCAUACCUCCAAAGUACUUGAUGGCCUCUACCCGUGAUCGUGACCUGAAUCCGGACAUUGAAAUGGACAAAAAUCACUCUGACGAAGAGGCCAUUUCCUCAGAGGAAGAGUCUUCUUCAGUGACCACCCCUUUGACAAUCCCGCCAAUGACUGUUAGCGAUGACUUUGCUCUGGCCUUCGAUAUCGAUGGCGUUCUUAUCAGAGGUGGCCAGGCCAUUCCCGAGGCUAUCGAGGCUAUGAAAUACAUCAAUGGCGAGAACCCUUAUGGAGUCAAAGUACCGUACAUUUUCCUCACCAAUGGAGGUGGCAAGACCGAAAAGGAACGGUGCCAGGAUCUGAGUCGCCAACUCGAUUAUGAAGUCUGCCCUGGACAAUUCAUCUGCGGACAUACUCCCAUGCGUGAAAUGGCCGAACGAUACGACACCGUUCUGGUUGUCGGCGGCGAAGGCGAGAAGUGUCGCAUCGUCGCUGAAGAGUAUGGAUUCAGGAAUGUCAUCACGCCCGGCGACAUUAUCAAGACGCGCCACGACACCACGCCUUUCCGCAAAUUAACGGACGAGGAAUACAAGAACUCGCGUGUACUUGAUCUUGACUCCGUCCAGAUCGAGGCAAUCUUCGUUUUUGCUGAUAGUCGCGACUGGGCCGGUGAUCAGCAAAUCAUUCUGGACUGCUUAAUGUCCGUGAAUGGCAAGCUUGGCACACGGUCUGAAACCUUUGAUGAAGGUCCGCCAAUCUACUUCUCCCACAACGACGUGGUUUGGUCAACCUCGCAUGAACACUCGCGCAUUGGCAUGGGUGCUCUCCGCGCGUCGCUCGAGGCUCUCUACAAGGCCGUCACCGGCAAAGAGUUGAAGACCGUUGCCUUUGGCAAGCCGCAGAUGGGCACAUUCCAAUUUGCGACCAGGCUUCUGUCAAAAUGGCGCAGGGAUUCUCAUGGUAUCGGCCAUGCACCUUCCACUGUCUACUUUGUUGGCGACACGCCCGAGUCUGACAUUCGUGGAACGAACGAGUUCAAUGAGAUCUCUGAGAAUGAGUGGUACUCCGUCCUUGUCAAAACUGGUGUUUGGCAAGAAGGCACCAUCCCACGCUAUCCCCCCAAGAAGAUCGUGAACAACAUCUACGAUGCAGUCAAGUUCGCGGUUGAGCGGGAGCAGCAGAAGAUCUAUUCCAACAGAGGCCAUGUUAGAGAUGGUCUGCAAGAUUCUCUCACAGAGAAUAGCUUGAAGAACUGA
Penicillium cataractarum is the source of this 1326-nucleotide messenger RNA. Its product is annotated as phosphatidyl synthase. Gene Ontology annotation, biological process: glycerophospholipid biosynthetic process. Gene Ontology annotation, cellular component: mitochondrion. The transcript is spliced from 2 exons. Bases 1 to 1326 code for a protein of 441 amino acids. Lineage: Eukaryota; Fungi; Ascomycota; Eurotiomycetes; Eurotiales; Aspergillaceae. The record is from RefSeq and is a predicted model, not a curated record.